GGGUCCCGUCGGGGCAGAGCCGGCUGAGCUCCGCGGAGCGCCCAGGAUGCGCAGGGUGUCCGCGACCCUCCGCGGCCGGGCGCGGGCCCGGGGCCACGCGGGGACCACCACGCCGCCCCCCGCGAAUAGCACAGGCACAUGUGCCCAAAUGCAGCCACCUCCGCGGGGUUCCAUCCAAGUCAUUCGUGGUGACGGCGCUUCUGUGGGCACGGUCAUCGUGUUCCACUGCCCUGCGGGUCACCAGAUGCUGGGGUCCGGCCUCCUCACCUGCUCCUGGAAAGGGAGCACCGCGGAGUGGUCUUCAGGGACACCCACGUGCAAGUCCGUACCACCGCAAGACAUGUUUGGCUUCAAAGUGGCUGUGAUCGCCUCCAUCGUCAGCAGCGCCAUCAUCCUGCUCAUGUCCGUGGCCUUCCUCACCUGCUGCCUGAUGAAGUGCGUGAAGAGGAGUGAGCGACAGCAUGCUGACAGGGCCACCCAGCUGUGGCUUCAGUUGCGAGGGGAGGACCUAGAGACAGUGCAGGCCGCCUACCUGGGCCUCAAGGGCCUGCACAACAGCAGCCGUGGAGAGUCCGGCAGCCGACCCAGCCAGGCACAUGAUAACCACAGCUUCACCAGUGACCUUGGUGAUGGGACCAGAGAAGUGCCUGGUGUGGCCCACAGCACGAACAAGGCCCCCUGGGUGCCAGGGCCCAGUGCUCUGUGCCCCAGCAACCCCACCAGCUCCCACUGCACCCACUCGGCGAACCUAGGGCAGUUUGUGCCUGCCCACAGGCCCACCGCGGGAAGGCCCAGACAGCACACAGCCUACCUCCUGGGGUGAUCAAGGCUGAGCCCCCAGCAUCCCCUUCACACCCGAAAGGCCGGGCCAUCUUACGAGUUGACAGCGGACGUUUCAUCCAGUGUCUGGCUGAUUGUUCAAUAGAGUCGGCUUCUGGCUUAGGAAGCCAAGCUGGGGGCCUCAGGCGGGGUCCUGUCCUAGGAGCGCCCAGCGGCAGAAGCUUUUAUAGCUCAGCUCCCUCAGCCACUAUGGUUCACAGACUCAGCCGCAGUCUCCCUCUGCCUGGUUCCCAGAAAGACAUUUUUAAGCCAGUUUAGUCUUGUGUAAUGGAGCAGGAGAACAGAUCUGCCCAGCCACUGCAGAGGUUUCUUUUACAGGGGGUGCUGCCUGUGAUGGGGGCUUGGCUGUGGCUGGCUUCUGUCUCUGUAGAGUUGCUGGUGAGAGGUGUGAAGUAGUUCUUUCUACUGCUGAAACAAUACAGAGUAAAAGUCACUGUCUUUGUUUCCAGUCCCUCCCCCUUUCCCGCAGAACAUCAGGCCCCAGUGCUGCUGCAAGUUGCCUCUGACCACCUGGACUGCUGGUCUCCUGACAGCCUCCACCGCCCCUCUGAGGUGGUAUGGUCAGCUGGUGGCUGGCAGGCUUACACACGUCCCAUUAGCCCAGAUCAUGCCGGGUCCCCGGCCACCUCUAAUGGGCUGGGCCUCUGCCCUAUGGUGAGAGUCCUUCUGCAUCCUAUUCCACCAGGAAGCAGCGGGGGCUCUGCUUCUGGGGUGAGUGCUGGUUUGACAGCUGGUGGUACAGUCAUGCCUAGCCAAUCUUUCAGAUUACACUGAGAGAUUACCAUCCAUGUGUUCUGCUUUUUCAGGGGGAAAGGUGGCGGCGAAUAACCAGGGCUUUAUCCCUCUGAGUCUUUUUUAGUUUUUCUCCCCCCUUUGGUCGUCACUGGGAUUUCAUUGCUCCAAGCCAACCCCCCCAAAAAAAAAAAAAAAAAAAAACAGAGACUGAAAGAAAGAUGCCACAGCACUGAAGCUUUGUUCAGUGCAGUAGGGGUUGGGCUCAGACCUGGGUUGUGCCCAGGACAAAGCAAGCGCACUAGCCUAGUGAGCUGUUCUGUCAGCCCUGAGGUGAUGAGAGGGGACGUGCCACCCCCUCCAGUGCUGUACAACCAAGGAAACCUGGUCGUGCACCUUGCAAAACACUGUCCAAGUGAGUGGCUUCACAGGCUCUGCUCCUUUUUUUUUUUGAAAGGGAGAAACCAGAGUCGCCUGUAGUGUGCUAGGCUGGAAUCUGGGUCUAGAGCACAUGCAUGAUCAGGCAUGCACUCUACCAGGUAAGCUGUCUCUAAGGUCCCUUUUGACACGAUGAGAAUUCAUUUGUUGCUUUUUUUUUUUCUUUCAAGACAGAGAGGCACAGAAGGAGAGAGAAGGAAAGAGAUCACAGCGCCGAAGCGUCCUUCAGUGCGGUGGGAGCCAGGCUUGAACCUGGGUCGUACACAUGGCAAAGUAGCACAGUGUACAGAUGAGCUACUUCACAGACCUUGUUUGCUCUGUUUGCUAUGUCCUUGGGGUCACAGCCAUACACACAUAUCUACCUGCCCGAUGGCUCAGGGCUGCCUCUGGGCCCCUCAGUGUCCUUUCCUUGGUGAAGCUCCCCAUCCUUCUUGGGCCAGUUAGAAUCUGGCCUUCUGCCCCCCUUGACUUGCGGUGUGGGUUCUUAAGGGAAGUGGUGGAGUUCUGCCCCUUGAAUUUCCCAGCUUCCCGCGGGGAGACCUCACAGCCAGAUUGGGUGGGAGCUUGAGGAGAGGAGCCAGACAGCAACCAGUAGUUGUGAGGAAACAAGAAGCUACCCCCUGAAACCAUAUUUGUCCUGUUCUUCUGUCAUUUACAAACAAGUUCUGGGCUCAAGAGGUGGUGCACUUGGUUGAGAACACAUGCUAUCCUUGUAAGGACUCAGGUUUCAAGCCCCCAGUCCCACUUACAAGAAGGAAGUUUCACAAGUGGUGAAGCAGUGCUGCAGGUAUCUCUCUCUUCCUCUCUCUCUCUUAAAAAUAUUUAUUUAUUCUCUUUUGUUGCCCUUGUUUUAUUGUUAUAGUUAUUAUUAUUGUUGUUGUUGUUGAUGUUGUCAUUGUUGGAUAGGACAGAGAGAAAUGGAGAGAGGAGGGGAAGACAGAGGGAGAGAGAGAGAUAGACACCUGCAGACCUGCUUCACCACUUGUGAAGUGACUCUCCUGCAGGUGGGAGCCAGGGGCUCGAACCAGGAUCCUUACUCUGGUCCCUGCACUUUGUGCCACCUGUGCUUAACCCACUGCCUGACUCCCUCUUUCUCUCAUUUAAAAAAAUAUAUUUUUAUUUAUUAUUAGGUAGAGACAGAGAGAAAUUGAAAAGGAAGGGGGAGAUAGAGAGGGAGAGAGACAGAGAGACACCUGCAGCCCUGCUUCACCACUCAUGAACCUUUCCUCCUGCAGGUGGGGACCAGGGGCUUGAACCUGGGUCCUUGAGCACUGUAACGUGUGCCCUUAACCUUAACCCUUAAGCCAGGUGUGCUGCUGCCUGGUCCCUUCUCUCUUCCUCUCUAUCUCCCCUUAACUUCUCAACUUUGUAUCCUAUCAAAUUAAAAAUAAUAAAAACAAGCAAAAAAAAAAAAAAACACACAAGUCCUAAACCUAAAUCCAGUUCCACAGAGCAGUCUGUGUAUCCUGGGACUCCGAGAGAGGCCUUCAGAGAUGGACGCCUGGAGGGGCCAUGCGGCGGCAUGGCUGGUUAAGUGCUCGCAUCACAGGGCACAAGGACCCAGGUUCAAGCCCCUGGUCCCCACCUGCAGGGGGAAAGAUUCAGGAGGGGUGAAGAAGGGCUGCAGGUACCUCUGUCUCUAUCUCCCCUCCCCUCACAAUUUCUAUCUCUACCCAAUAAAAAUAAAUAUAUUUUUUAAAAAGUACACUUGGUAGUUCCAUAUUUGGCUAUCACCCUGAUGCUGUCAUGGUGUUGAUUUUUUUUUUUACAAGACGCGGAGAAAUUGAGAGGGGGGGGGAAGAUAGAGAAGGAGGGAAAGAUAAACACCUGCAGACCAGCUUCACCACUUGUGAGGUGACCUCCCUGCAGGUGGGGAGCUGGGGGCUUGAACCCGGAUUCUUAUGUGGGUCCUUGUGCAUCGUACUAUGUGCAGUUAUCCUGGUGCGCCACUGCCCAGCCCCCACCGUCAUUGUUUUUCUGGGUGCUGUUCCGCUGGAGAGUGGUGCUCACACGCAGUGUCUUUCCCGGCGUGCUCCUGAGGAGAUGCCGCUGCCCAAGCCCGAGUCUCACUGUGGGUCUCUGGUUAACUCUGCAGACUCCCAAUUUUUCCAGAAUUACAAGUCAGUGCCCUUGU
Molecule: messenger RNA, 4144 nt
Organism: Erinaceus europaeus (western European hedgehog)
Lineage: Eukaryota; Metazoa; Chordata; Mammalia; Eulipotyphla; Erinaceidae
Gene: SUSD3
Product: sushi domain containing 3
Exons: 5
Coding region: 47-823 (258 amino acids)
Cellular component (GO): plasma membrane
Source: RefSeq, a predicted model, not a curated record